AUGUCGCUCUUCAGAAUCGGGGGAGCUGCUGGUCUUCGAGCCAGCAAGCUCGCGGCACCCGUCAAUGCCCGCUUUGUCGCCUCCAAUGCCCACAAGGGUGUUCCCUCCGUCAAGACCAGCCCCUCGGAUGCUCCCACCACGCCUCCCCGGGACAGCUCGUUGAUCAACCAGGAGAGUCCCUCAGAGGCCAUGGCCCGUCACCAGCCGGAUUAUGGGGCCACUAUCGACCAUGGCACCUCACAAUUUUCCCCGGUGCCUAAGCGUGUGAUGGAUGGCAGUGAGCCCAUUGGCACUCUUCCCGCCGCUGUCCUUUCUGGUGCUCCCACCGAUCUCCAGGCUCGCACUGUUAGAAUCUACCGCCCCACGAAGCCUGCAUCGCAGUCAGGCACUUGGCACUCGCACCACUGGCGAAUGGAUUGGGACAUUCUGCAGAGAGGCCACCGAUGGGAGAACCCAUUGAUUGGCUGGCAGUCGUCUGCAGAUGGGAUGCAGGGCACCCACAUGAAAUUCAAGUCGAAAGAAGAUGCAAUUAGCUUUGCCCAGAAGCAGGGGUACGAAUAUUUCGUCCAGGAGCCGAACGAGCGCCGGUUCGUGCCCAAAGCUUACGCCAACAACUUCGUUCACGAACCGAAGAAGCUCAAGCAUAUCAAGACCAAAUAA
This is a messenger RNA of Penicillium alfredii, 660 nucleotides long. Its product is annotated as ETC complex I subunit. The coding region runs from base 1 to 660 and encodes 219 amino acids. The transcript has 3 exons. Gene Ontology annotation, biological process: electron transport chain. The record is from RefSeq and is a predicted model, not a curated record. Lineage: Eukaryota; Fungi; Ascomycota; Eurotiomycetes; Eurotiales; Aspergillaceae.